Batrachochytrium dendrobatidis JAM81 is the source of this 4346-nucleotide messenger RNA. Its product is annotated as phosphoribosylformylglycinamidine synthase. Bases 26 to 4279 code for a protein of 1417 amino acids. Lineage: Eukaryota; Fungi; Chytridiomycota; Chytridiomycetes; Rhizophydiales. Gene Ontology annotation, biological process: 'de novo' IMP biosynthetic process. The record is from RefSeq and is a predicted model, not a curated record. The transcript is spliced from 2 exons. Gene Ontology annotation, molecular function: phosphoribosylformylglycinamidine synthase activity.
AUACAAUUAACGAAAUUUACUUGAAAUGAUUGUUCUGCCUGGCUCUCUUGCUCUGUCAGAGUUUCGACGAGACUGUCUGCUCAAGGAAUUGAAUGAAAAUGCUGCUUCUUUAACGGCUGAUUCAGUCCAUUCCUUACCCAUUACGGAUGUCAAGGCUUUCCAUGUGCAUUUGGUCCAAACUACUGCCGAUAUGUCAGAUGAUGAUCAGAAAAUAUUAGAAAAACUACUGUAUUAUGGUACUGUCGAGGCCAACACUUUUUCUGCUCAAGACACUCUUUUAAUAGAUGCUAUUCGCUCCGGAAAAUGCAACUCGGUUGCUGACAGAGAUGUUGGCAUUUGGUAUCUGUUGAUGGUGACUCCUCGUUUAGGCACAAUCUCUUCCUGGUCUUCUAAAGCUACUGAUAUUGCUCAUAUUUGUGGACUUGGUCAUGUCAAACGAUUGGAGAGAUCUACCGCCGUGUUUGUGCGUGUCGGCUCAGAGGUUUCAACCAAAUCUACUCAGCAUACUUUACCUCGAUCCCUUCUCGAUGCUAUCAAGCCUGCUAUUCACGAUCGCAUGAUGCAUGCAGUUUUUGAAGGUAUUCCAGAUGAAUCUGUUUUAUUUGCUGUUGGCAAUCCUCGCCCUCUUAAAACAGUCGAUAUCAUCAGUGCUGCUACGCCAGAAAACACCAACUCCUCGCUCCCUUCAUCCAUACUUGCAAAAGCCAACGAAGAGUGGGGAUUGGCACUUGCUGAAGAUGAGAUCGAGUACUUGGUCAAUGCCUUUCUCUACCCAUCAGAGGCUACCGCUCCUCGCAACCCAACAGAUGUCGAGCUUAUGAUGUUUGCCCAAAUCAAUUCCGAGCAUUGUCGUCAUAAAAUAUUUGGUGCAACGUGGACGAUUGACGGCAAGCAACACGACACAUCUCUGUUUGCCAUGAUCAAAAACACAUACAAGUUGAACCCGGCUUAUAUUUUAUCUGCCUACUCUGACAAUGCUGCUGUUUUGGAAGGACCCGUUGGUGUUCGAUUUACCUUUAACCCUUCCACUAAACUGUACGAAACGUCGUUGGAAGCUAUUCAUACGCUUAUAAAAGUUGAAACCCAUAACCAUCCUACCGCUGUAUCUCCUUUCCCGGGUGCUUCCACUGGAUCAGGUGGUGAAAUUCGUGACGAAGCUGCUGUUGGUCGUGGAUCAAAAACCAAGGCCGGUUUGACAGGAUUUACCGUAUCUAAUCUCUGUAUUCCUGGCUUUGAACAGCCAUGGGAAACAAAUAAUCCGGGUAAACCUGCUCACAUUGCCUCUGCUUUGGAUAUCAUGACUCAAGGUCCGUUGGGAGGUGCCGCAUUCAACAACGAAUUUGGUCGUCCCAGUAUCAAUGGAUAUUUUCGUACUUACUUGCAACAGGUUCCUGUUGACAAACAGGGCACGCUUGAAUGGCGGGGUUACCACAAGCCCAUUAUGAUUGCUGGUGGUAUGGGAUCUGUGCGUUCUAUGCAUGUUCUCAAAAACAAAAUUUCUCCUGGUGAUCAUAUCAUUGUUCUUGGUGGUCCUGCAAUGUUGAUUGGUCUUGGUGGUGGUGCUGCCUCGUCCAUGGCACAGGGUCAAUCCUCUGCUGAUUUGGACUUUGCAUCUGUGCAGCGAGAAAAUCCAGAAAUGCAGCGCAGAGCCCAAAUGGUGAUUGAAACCUGCACUGGAUAUGGCCAAGCAAAUCCUAUUGUUGCUAUUCAUGAUGUGGGUGCAGGCGGUAUAUCCAACGCAUUACCUGAACUUGUUCAUGACUCUGGUCUUGGUGCCGUGUUUCAACUUCGUAAUGUUCCCUGCGAUGACCCACGUAUGAGUCCCAUGGAAAUAUGGUGUAACGAAUCUCAAGAACGCUAUGUUUUAGCUGUUGAACCUAAAAAUCUACAGCAAUUUAUUGAUAUUGCAACCCGUGAGCGUUGUCCUUUUUCAGUUGUUGGUGUUGCUACUGCUGAAAAGCGACUUGUAUUGGAAGAUACACUUCUUGGUACAACUCCUAUUGAUCUCCCCAUGUCUACUUUGUUUGGUAAACCACCCAAAAUGCACCGUGUCGCCGAAUCCGUCACUAACGCGCUGAGGACAGAGGUCAAUGUGAUGUCUGCUUCGCUUGAAGAAAUAUCUACUCGUAUACUGUCGCUGCCUACUGUCGCCUCCAAAUCAUUCUUGAUUACCAUUGGUGAUCGCUGUGUUACAGGUCUAGUUGCCCGCGAUCAGUUUGUUGGACCAUGGCAAGUUCCUGUUGCUGAUGUAGGCGUUAUCUUGUCUUCUCAUGAUCCAGAAGACUACACGGGUCAGGCUAUGGCUAUGGGCGAACGAUCUCCGCUAGCACUGAUUUCCUCUGCUGCUUCGGCACGCAUGUCAGUAGCCGAAUCCAUCACUAACUUGGCUUCUGCAAAUGUAGUAGAUAUCAAAACAAUUCGUUUGAGUGCCAACUGGAUGUCGGCAGCCUCUCAUCAAGGUGAAGGUGCUGCUCUUUACGAUGCUGUCAAGGCUGUCGGUCUUGAUAUUUGCCCAAAACUGGGUCUCACUGUUCCAGUUGGUAAAGACUCCAUGUCCAUGAAAACCAAGUGGACAGACAUGUCCGAUUCUGAAAAACCAGUUGAACAUGCCGUUACUUCACCGUUAUCCGUCAUUAUCACUGCUUAUGGACCUGUAACUGAUGCUCGUCUCACCCUAACUCCACAACUAAAAACCAACCAAGGAAACACCAUUCUUGUUUUAAUUGAUCUUGCAUGUGGUAAAAAACGUCUUGGUGGAAGCUGUCUUGCUCAAGUUUAUAAUCAGAUUGGCAAAGAGUGUCCCGAUGUUGAGGACGCGUCCAUGCUUGCUUCCUUCUGGAAACUGAUGCAAGCUGGUAGGUCAGUGACCAAUCCACUGUUCCUGGCAUAUCACGAUCGUUCUGAUGGUGGUUUGUUUGCUACUAUCAUGGAAAUGUGCUUUGCUGGUCAUGUUGGUGCUACCAUUGAUCUUCAAAGCUAUAUCAAGGCAACUGUUCAAGGUGACACUACUGCUGCUCAUAAUGCUGCUGUUGCUGCUUUAUACAAUGAAGAGCUUGGUGCUGUUGUUCAAAUCAAGGCAACUGACUAUGCACAAUUGCAUGCACUUGCUACCACACACGGCUUCCCUGUUGAGCACCUUCACAAAAUUGGUACUGUCGAUACCACAUCUCCACAACAAAUGAUUUCUUUCCAUACAUGUACACCCAAGAGCAAUAGUAAACCGAUUUUGUCUGGUUCUCGUGUACACUUUCACCGACAGUGGCAAGCAACCUCAUUCCGUAUGCAAUCAAGAAGAGAUAACCCCGUAUGUGCUCAAAGUGAAUAUGACUCACUCUUGGACGUGUCUGAUCCUGGUCUUCAUUUGAGCUUGACUUAUCCAGUCAGCAAGCCAUGCACAUCUUCUCCAGGAAAGAUUGAAUCGCUAAAGACAUCACUCUGUAAAAGUGUAGUUGACACUCGUCCCCGUGUUGUUGUACUUCGCGAACAGGGCGUCAACAGUCAUAUGGAACUCGCAAGUGCAUUUUAUCGUGCUGGGUUUCUUCCACUUGAUGUGCACAUGUCCGAGCUAGUCUCUGCUUCUUCUAUUGAUUUAGCAACAGAUACUCGCAUUGUGGGUCUAGCUCUACCUGGCGGGUUUAGCUAUGGCGACGUAUUGGGUGCAGGUGCAGGAUGGGCAAAAUCCAUUCUCCUCAACUCGCGAGCACGCACACAAUUCCAAUCCUUCUUUAACCGUUCCGACACAUUUACAAUUGGCGUGUGCAAUGGCUGUCAAGUACUAACCCAUCUUGCACCAGAAAUGAUUCAAGGAACAUCCAACUGGCCUAGAUUUGUUGGCAAUAUUUCUGAACAGUUUGAAUCUCGUGUUUGUGCAGUCCGUGUACCCGUACACACCAACUCUAUUUUCUUUAAAGGUAUGGAAGGAUCAAUUUUACCGGUUGCCAUUGCUCACGGUGAAGGUAGAGCCGAAUUCACUGAUAUGGAAACUGCUGCCAAAGCGCUUAUGGAUGGAACGGUUUCGCUUCAGUAUGUUGACAAUUACUCAAGCGUUGCUAAAGCUGACAUGUACCCUGCUAAUCCAAACGGAUCAGCUAUGGGUAUCACUGGUGUAAGUAGUUUGGAUGGCAGAGUGUUGGCGUUGAUGCCUCAUCCUGAGCGUGUUGUGAGGGGAGUGACAAAUUCUUGGGGCGGAGUGUUGGAUUCAGAUGGAUUUGGACAUGAUUCAGCAUGGAUCAAGAUAUUUGAAAAUGCCAAAACCUGGGUAGACCAACAAAAGAUUUAAACCCCUUGCAAUAUGUAUCAAGACUUUAAACUCGUCCAGUUGAAUAAAAAUAAAAAUAAGCAACAAC